AUGGCGACGGAGCGGUCGCUGAAGCGCAAGGCGGCGCCCGAGAACGGCCUGGAGUACGCCACGGUCGCCGGCGCCGCCAUCAAGCGCCUCGCGAUCGCGCAGGACUCCUGCACAAUCGACCAGGGUGGACGCGACGAGGCGCACACGGCGCGCCACACGGAGACGGAGGCGCAGGCGGGGACGUACAUGACCGCGGAGGAGCACCUGAAGCAGCAGGACAGGCGCGCGUCGAACGACGGCGGCGCGGAGGCCCCGCAGUCGGAGGCGGAGGGCGCACACACGUCGCCGGAGCGGGUGCGGAGGCACAGCGUGGGCGAGGCCGAGAGGGACCACGCGUGGUACGCGGAGGUGAACGGGCUGCUCCGGGGGCUGCAUUUCGAGCGGCGCAAACGGCACGAGGGCAGCUGA
Pedinophyceae sp. YPF-701 is the source of this 408-nucleotide messenger RNA. NCBI's taxonomy places the organism in Eukaryota, Viridiplantae, Chlorophyta, Pedinophyceae. The record is from the annotation of a GenBank genome assembly.